Aspergillus terreus NIH2624 is the source of this 1953-nucleotide messenger RNA. Its product is annotated as F-box/WD repeat-containing protein. The record is from RefSeq and is a predicted model, not a curated record. The transcript is spliced from 4 exons. Lineage: Eukaryota; Fungi; Ascomycota; Eurotiomycetes; Eurotiales; Aspergillaceae. Gene Ontology annotation, molecular function: protein binding. Bases 1 to 1953 code for a protein of 650 amino acids.
AUGACGCCCCGGUCGACUUCAGAUAGGAUAGGGACUGCCCAGUCCCGAUCAACUACAGUUCCGGCUGCCGUGACUUCACUGUCUAGUGCUCAUUCGAGAUCGUUGUCGUCUACCAAACCCGUUCCCUCCAUACCGCCCAACCUCUUACCAUCGGCCCCAGCCUCGCCUCCUACGCCUGCUCCAAGCCCUACACCUCAUCAGAGACCUCCAACAUGGCAGUCAGCCGAUGAGGAUGAGGACACCUUCCUGUUGAAUGCUCGAAUACACUUCAGUUCUCUCACGAAUGUCAAACGCCAGCGAUUCUUGGAAGGAAUCUUGGGUCUAUGCGACAGCCAGCAGCUCAGCUUCGUCUCCAGUUAUGUUGCGCCUCUCCUGAGAAAGGACCCGUUUCAGGUGUUUCCAAAUGAGUUAUGUCUAAGGGUCCUUUCGUUCAUCGAUGACCCGAAAACACUAGCAAGAGCAUCUCAGGUAUCUCGGCGGUGGCGUGAACUGUUGAGCGACGAUAUUACAUGGAAAAAUCUUUGCGAGAAGCAUGCCUAUGCUCAGAGGAGACCUUCAUGGGAUGACCGGGAUUUUGUCGACCCGUUCCACACCCAGUCUUACCAGCACUCAACUUCCCUUAGCCUGAGUGCUGCCCGAAGGACCUCGUUCACCGCCGCCCUGCAGGCCCGUGAUGGGUCCACAGGCUUGCCACGAUCUUUCUCGGGUGAUUGGCUUUCAUCGACAAGUGCAUUCUCGAAAAAGCGGCGAGCACGCCCCCGGUCCUAUCGGUCUCAUUUCAAACAAAAAUACAUGGUGGAAUCCGCGUGGAACAAAGGCGGGCGGUGCACCCAACGACAUAUCACCCCUGACCAAGGUGUGGUCACCAGUCUGCAUUUAACUCCGAAGUACAUUGUCGUUGCGCUGGAUAAUGCCAAGAUCCAUGUGUACGAUACGAAUGGAGAUAACCAACGGACGUUACAAGGUCAUGUGAUGGGGGUCUGGGCCAUGGUUCCGUGGGAUGAUAUCCUUGUUAGUGGUGGUUGCGAUCGCGAGGUGCGGGUAUGGAACAUGGCUACAGGGGCCGGAAUCCAUCUUCUUCGUGGGCAUACGUCGACUGUGCGUUGCCUGAAAAUGUCCGAUAAGAAUACCGCUAUCUCCGGGUCUAGAGAUACUACCCUCCGUAUCUGGGACUUGACGACCGGUACCUGUAGAAAUGUCCUGGCAGGUCAUCAGGCGAGCGUCCGGUGUCUGGCUAUACAUGGGGAUUUGGUGGUUUCGGGAAGCUAUGACACCACCGCGCGGAUUUGGAGUAUUUCCGAAGGACGAUGCUUGCGAACUCUGUCCGGCCAUUUUAGCCAGAUUUAUGCCAUCGCGUUUGACGGGAAGCGCAUUGCCACAGGCAGUCUAGACACAAGUGUUCGCAUCUGGGACCCGAAGUCUGGCCAAUGCCACGCAAUUCUUCAGGGUCAUACCUCUCUGGUCGGACAACUGCAGAUGCGCGGGGAUACGCUGGUGACUGGCGGUUCCGAUGGUUCGGUGCGCGUCUGGUCCCUCACCAAGAUGGCUCCAAUCCAUCGGCUAGCAGCCCACGAUAACAGCGUAACCAGUCUCCAAUUCGACAGUUCGCGUAUCGUUAGUGGCGGUAGUGAUGGCCGUGUCAAGGUAUGGAGCCUACAGACCGGUCAGCUACUCCGUGAGCUAUCCACGCCUGCAGAAGCCGUCUGGAGGGUUGCAUUUGAAGAAGAAAAAGCUGUCAUCAUGGCUAGCCGAUCGGGUCGCACAGUCAUGGAGGUCUGGACUUUCUCACCGCCCCCGGAAGAAAGUAUGGAUGAUAGCAUACUCGAGAGCAGCACGAUGGCCUCUGAGGACUAUGCCACGCAGAGUGAAAAUCGGCAUCGAGCUCUUUACUCUGAUCCUCCUCCGUCUCUACCAUCGAACAACGACGAUGACCACGCCAUGGCGGAUGCCUAG